Molecule: messenger RNA, 363 nt
Organism: Puccinia triticina
Lineage: Eukaryota; Fungi; Basidiomycota; Pucciniomycetes; Pucciniales; Pucciniaceae
Exons: 1
Coding region: 1-363 (120 amino acids)
Source: RefSeq, a predicted model, not a curated record
AUGGCCUUCAAGAUGUCACUUUCUUGGAUCCUAGUUUUCAUCAUCGGCAGUCUGGUCGUGAACCAAGCGAAAAGUAAACUUCUCAUCGAGCAGAUGACAGAGGCGAAUACUGCGAUGGACAUGUGCAUUUUGAAUUCUGAAUCACCAGCUUUGGUGAGGGCCGAGCCCCUUAAACUUGCUCCUAAUGGCCUCAAUUAUUACUGGACACUCAAGAAUCUCACCAAGAAACCGCUUCGUUGUGUUAUCAGAGUAGGCGGGUCCCAAUUUACGGACCGCAUCAUCAAACCCGGUCCAGAUCCUACAUUUUUUGAGAUACUCCAAAAUGUGCAAAUUUUUGUAGAUGUUCAUUCGGUUGAUGAGUAG